AUGACUGCCGACAAAGCAGCCAUCCGCCGAGUCGUCUCAGUGCCGAAUGGAGCAGACCUUUUGAAUAUAACCAGCUUAGCGCAGCAACAAAAGAACCAAGAAAAUCCACCGCUACACUUUUUACGUCUGCACGACCUCCACACCCAACAAACAAACCACCACCAUGACCACGACCAUGACCAUGACCUUGCCCCUCCACCAACCUACGACUCUGUCUCAGCCCUCACGAAACACUCUCUCUGCAGACGUACCUACUCCACCAGCAGUAUUAAACUACGUCAGGUAGAAGUAGGGCCGGCAAGCUUCCAAAAGAUACGCAUGCUAGGAAAAGGAGACGUCGGAAAGGUGUACAUGGUUCGUCAAAAGAAUACAGACAAGCUAUUUGCAAUGAAAGUUCUUUCAAAACGAGAAAUGCUUAAACGCAACAAGAUCAAGCGGGCAUUGGCCGAACAGGAGAUUUUAACCACCUCAAACCACCCUUUUAUCGUCACACUCUACCACUCCUUCCAAAGCCAAGACUACCUCUACUUUGUAAUGGAAUAUUGCAUGGGUGGUGAAUUCUUCCGAGCACUUCAAAUGCGCCCAGGAAAAUGUUUGACAGAACAAGCCGCGCGAUUCUAUGCCGCUGAAGUCACUGCUGCUCUCGAAUAUCUUCAUCUUCAAGGACACAUUUAUCGUGAUCUCAAACCAGAGAAUAUCUUGCUUCAUCAAAGUGGCCACAUAAUGCUUACUGACUUUGAUCUCAGCAAAGGGUCUCGCCCUCCGGGAAAUCCUGGCGUGAUAAAGUCAAGUUGGCCCUAUCAGCCACUUAUCAUUAAUACUCGUUCCUGUGUCGAUGGUAUUCGUACAAACAGCUUUGUUGGUACUGAAGAAUAUAUUGCCCCAGAAGUAGUCAAGGGAUGUGGCCACACAAGUGCUGUAGAUUGGUGGACCCUUGGUAUCCUUAUUUAUGAGAUGCUGUACGGUACAACUCCCUUCAAGGGGGAUCAUCGCAACGAAACUUUUAGCCGGAUUGUCUACCAAGAUCCCAGCUUCCCUAACCAGCCGGCACCUCACCAAACCCCAAUCUCGAGUGCCUGCAAGAACCUCCUCCGGAAAUUACUCCACAAGGACGAGUUUAAGCGGCUUGGAUCCCGCGCCGGCGCGGCAGAUAUCAAACAACACGCCUUUUUCAAGACCACAAACUUUGCUCUUCUCAGAAACGCCACUCCACCAAUCCAACCACUCAUCUACCAGUCAAACGGAAUCGAUGCUGUCAACUUUAGACGUAUGCCGCCAGAGAGCUUCAGUCUUGAUCUUAAUACCGACAAUGUUUUGAUUACCGAGAAAGCCGGUACAAAUCCCUUUGAAAAUUUCAGUUCAGUUACUCUUCAUCAUGAUGGUGACUCUGAUACAGAAGAUUUCUAUUAA
This is a messenger RNA of Phycomyces blakesleeanus NRRL 1555(-), 1410 nucleotides long. RefSeq lists its product as hypothetical. NCBI's taxonomy places the organism in Eukaryota, Fungi, Mucoromycota, Mucoromycetes, Mucorales, Phycomycetaceae. Gene Ontology annotation, cellular component: plasma membrane; cytoplasm; nucleus. Gene Ontology annotation, biological process: protein phosphorylation. The record is from RefSeq and is a predicted model, not a curated record. Gene Ontology annotation, molecular function: ATP binding; protein serine/threonine kinase activity. Bases 1 to 1410 code for a protein of 469 amino acids. The transcript has 8 exons.